AUGACCAGGAGCAUCCUGAUCUCUCUGCUGCUGUGCGCGGCGCACGCGGCGGCGGCCUGCGAUCGCCUGUUGCUGUUUGGCGAGCUCGAGGCCCGAUGGGUGGCGCAAGACACCUGGAACUUCACAGUGGUGUGGCCGUCCGAGCGCCACGCCGCGCUCGCCGCGCGCGCGGCCGUCGUGCUGCGGCUCGCAGGUGUGGAUGCAGCGGGGCGCGUCAACCUCAAUGAGCGCGACGUGGCGCUGACCGACAACUCCCACAGGCAGUGGGCUUUUGACGCGAAGCGGUUCCUGCGGGAGGGGGCCAACCUGCUGCAGAUCAUAAUACGGCCGGCAGUCGAGGAGGCGCUGCUCCACAAGCGGGCGUACCCCUACCCCGUCCCCACCCUGGCGGCCCCCGGGGCCUGGGACGUCUACAAUUUCCUGCGCAAGCCGGCCUCCGACUUUGGAUGGGACUGGGGCCCCGCCUUUGCCCCCGCGGGCGUGCACGGCGUGGUGGAGCUGCUCGGCUUUGACAAGGCCCUGCUCACGGGUGCCAAUGUUGACAUCAGCAAGUGUGAGAGCGGCGCCAGCUGGCUGGUCCAGAUCGAGGCCACCUUCCUGCUGCCACCUGGCGGCGACGCCGGGAAGCUGUCGGCGCGGAUUGAGGCGCUGGGGGCGUACGCAGAGCAGCAGGUGCAGCUGCAAGCCUCUGCGGGCGCCGCCGCCCCCGCCCCUGCCGUGGCGGAGGGGGUCGCCCGUGUCACCCUCAGCAUCCCCACGGCCGGCCCCGAGCUGUGGUGGCCGGUGGGGCUGGGGCGGCAGCCGCUGUACGAUCUUGUGAUCGGGUUUGAACCUGAUGGGGAGUCAUGCGUGGCCCCCUCGGUCACAUCCCUCAGAUCAUCCUCGGCAGAGGCCGGCAGCCGCGACAUCGGCGCAAAUUGCGGCAGUACCGGCGGCGGGGCGGGGGGUGCGGCCGGCGCCGCCGGCGGCGCGGCGCGCGCGGCGGAGGUGGAGGGUGACGGCUGCGGGUGGCUGCUGCGGCGUGUGGGUUUCAGGACAGUCGAGCUGGUGACAGAUCGAGUGUCCCAGGCUGAGCAGGAGCUGAUGCCGACUCCUGAGGACGCCACGUCAUCAGAUCAAGACGUCACCCCAGAUCACGGGCUGGAUGAUGUGGCGUCCCCGCCAAUCAAGGGCGCCGCCGGCCAGGCGGGCUGGGGCAUCACGGGCGACGGCCGAUGGGUCAACGCCCAAGGGGCGGCGACCAAGGGUGCCUGGUGGUUCCCGGCGCGGAAGCCGGACAGGCAGUGGCCGCAGCCGCCCGGGCACGAGCGGUUCGAGCCGGCGGAUGCGCAGGGGAGUGUGUUCUACCUUCGGGUCAACGGGGUGCCGGUUUACGCCAAGGGUGCCAACCUGAUCCCCCUGAGCGUGCUACCGACCAACGUCACCGGGGCACACCUGAGGCGGCUGCUGGGUGACGCCCUGGCGGCAAACAUGAACAUGGUGCGCAUCUGGGGCGGCGGUGUGUACCCCGAUGACGCACUCUACGACUACGCCGACUCACACGGCAUCAUGAUCUGGCAGGAGGCCGCGUUUGCGUGCGCCCCCUACCCUCGUGACCCCACAUUUCUGGCCAACGUGGAGGAGGAGGUCACCCAACAGGUCCGCCGCCUCAGCUCCCACCCCUCAAUCGUGAUCUGGGGCGGCAACAACGAGGUCGAGGCGUCGAUGGAGUGGUACGAGGACACCAGAUCAAACCUCGGGCUGUACGCCGUCGAUUACGCACGACUGUUUGUGGACACCAUCGGCGGCGUUGUGCGGCGGAUGCUGCCCUCUACGCCGUACGUGGACAGCUCCCCCAGCAACGGCAUGGUCAGCCCCGCGUUGGAGGACCCGUCGCAUGGUGACGUGCAUUACUACAAUUACGCCGCAGACUGCCAGGACUGGCGCCACUACCCCAAGGCCCGCUUCAUUUCAGAGUAUGGCUGGCAGAGCUACCCCUCGUGGCCCACCUACAGCGCCGCCACAGCGCCUGAAGACUGGAGCCUCCAAUCCCAGAUGCACGAAUUCAGGCAGCGCCACCCAAACGGCACGCGCGAGCUCCUCGCCCAAAUGAAUCGCCGCUUUAAGCUGCCGCCGUCCUGGCAAAACGUGCUGAGUCAGCAGGCGGGAGCUGACACGGGCACAGGGCACCACACCAGGGAGCUGCUGGUUUCAAGAGACCGGGACAGGGUGGAGAUCAGGGAUCAUGAUCCGGAUUGGGAUCUGAGGGGCAGUGGAGAUGGGGCUUUGAACGAGGAGAGCAGCAGGAGCACAGGGAGGUCUGCUGCGAAGACGAAGGGGCAGGAGCAGCAGGAGUAUGAGUCAUGGAUCUACCUGACACAGGUCCAGCAGCUGCUGUGCUACGACACGUCCAUCGGCCUCUGGCGCCGCCUCAGAUCACAGCCAGGCGUGAUGACCAUGGGCGUCCUCUACUGGCAGCUGAAUGACAUCUGGGCGGGCGCCAGCUGGAGCAGCAUAGACCACGGCGGCCGCUGGAAGCCGCUGCACUACGGCGCGGCGCGGCUGUUUGCCCCCCUGGCGCUGUCAGUGGCCGAGUCAGAGGACGGAGCAUUGGAGGUGUACGCCAUCAGCGACCUGCGGGAAGCGAUCACUGUCGAUAUCAGAGUCGCCGUCCACUCUGUAUCAUCAUCAGCAGCACCUGAGCAAGGCGGCGACGGCGACCGCCGCCGCCCACACCUCGGCCGCGGCGAGGCGGGCAGCGGCGGAGCGUGCAGCGGGAGGGACCGAGCCGCGGCGAACGCGGGGACGGCCCGCGCGGGCGGCGCAGUGGUCAGGGUGCCGGGCGGCGCGGCGGCGCGCGUGUUCAGCUCGAGCGUCGAGGUGUUGCUCUCGAAGCUGCCCGGCUGCACACGGGACGCGUGCUUUGUGAAUGUGUUCGCGACGCCCGCCGCCGGCCGCGGCCGCGGUGCCGACGGCGGCGGCGGCGACGGCGGCGAGGCCGCCCCUGCUGCGGCAGAGGCGACCUACUUCCUCGGACCGUUCAAAAACCUGCCGCUGAGGGACCCCGAGAUCCGGACCUCGGACUUCGAGCGCGCCCCCGGCCGCGGCGACGCCGUGACGUUCGUCGUGGCGGCGCGCGCCGCGGCGCCGCUCGCGUUUUGGGAGGCUCCGGGCCUGGCCGGGCGGUUCUCUGACAAUGCAGUCACCCUGCUGCCUUGCGAGCCAAGGGUGAUCACUUUUUUUGCUGCCGACGGCGCUGGCGUCACCCCGCAGCAGCUGCGGCGGGAGCUGCGGGUCACCAGCCUGUGGGACCACCAGCAAUUCUAG
Molecule: messenger RNA, 3306 nt
Organism: Monoraphidium neglectum
Lineage: Eukaryota; Viridiplantae; Chlorophyta; Chlorophyceae; Sphaeropleales; Selenastraceae
Product: beta-mannosidase
Exons: 18
Coding region: 1-3306 (1101 amino acids)
Biological process (GO): glycoprotein catabolic process
Molecular function (GO): beta-mannosidase activity
Source: RefSeq, a predicted model, not a curated record